AUGUCAGCGGGAGACAGCUGUCACAGCAGCAGCUCUGUCAGCCUCAGCAGCGACAAGAACACAAAGCGGAAAGGACAGAAACUCCUUACCACCUUUCUAAGAUCAAGAACUUCCCUGCAGCCAGAGUCGUCUCACUCCAAGUCUUUGUCAUCUUUUUGUACGUCAAGGUUCGACGAUACAGCUAGUUCUAUCGUGACUGUGACUGUCUCUACUAGUACUACUGCUAGUGAAUCUGGCCCGAAAGAUUCUGUGUGUCAUGCGUUUGAUCCUUGCCGAGGUCCAACUGCUUGUUCUGUGACCAAUGGCCCGUAUCAACCUUGUGCAAAAGAACUGCCGCAUGGGAAAUUUCCUCAGACGAAAUCUGGCACUUGUAAUAGGUCCUUUCAACCACACUGGUACACACAAUUUUGCUGGCUUGAGUACAGCCCUGCAGCGGAUUCCGCGUUCUGCUUUCCUUGUCGGCUGACAGUAAAGCAUAACCUGGAUAAACAAGGUUGUCCAGACCAAGCGUUCGUGAGUAGAGGUUUCAGGAAGUGGAAGUCAGCAGUAGCUGACAUGAGGCGUCACGAGGAAUCUUUGAGUCAUAUUUCAAAUGUUGGAGUGUGGAAGAAUAGCCAACAGCAGGAUGCAACCAGAGGAAGUGUUAUGCAACAGUUGAGUACAGCCUACCAGACACAAGUAGAGCUGAACAGACGCAAUUUACGUAAAAUUUUGAAGUAA
Messenger RNA from Corticium candelabrum, 720 nucleotides. RefSeq lists its product as uncharacterized. The transcript is spliced from 2 exons. NCBI's taxonomy places the organism in Eukaryota, Metazoa, Porifera, Homoscleromorpha, Homosclerophorida, Plakinidae. The record is from RefSeq and is a predicted model, not a curated record. The coding region runs from base 1 to 720 and encodes 239 amino acids.